Molecule: messenger RNA, 1675 nt
Organism: Salvia miltiorrhiza (redroot sage)
Lineage: Eukaryota; Viridiplantae; Streptophyta; Magnoliopsida; Lamiales; Lamiaceae
Product: protein trichome birefringence-like 11
Exons: 3
Coding region: 263-1519 (418 amino acids)
Cellular component (GO): Golgi apparatus
Molecular function (GO): O-acetyltransferase activity
Source: RefSeq, a predicted model, not a curated record
GCAAAACCGCUUUGCCACAAUGUUUGUCUACUCUUUCGAAGUUGCCCCCAUUAAAUAAUUAAUCAAACUUAUUCGAUCCACUCCUUUGCACUUUGGUCCGCAAUCAUUUCUUAGACUCCCCUCUCUCUCUCUCUUUUCAUCUCAUUGCUUGUUCUCUUCUCUUCAUAAGAGACAGACGCAGAGAACUACUGACCGUCCAAUCAAAAUCUGAUCUGCAACACAACACCUCUCCGUGCAACAGCAAACCGAUGAGAGAGAAAAAAUGAGCCACAUAGAUUUUGUGAAGAAAUUGAAGUUGUUGAAGCCUGAAGAGCCUACUCAUGCAGUUCUUGGAUGCUUCUUUUUCAGCCUCUGCUCAAUCUCUUUCUUUCUCCUUCUGGAUUACAGAUUCCUUAGUGGGCAGUUGCUGUUUGUGAGCAGUUGGUUGAAGUCGAAUGAAUCGGCAUCACCCAGAGUUGGAUUUCUUGAAACCGAUUGCGACAUAUUUCGAGGGAAUUGGGUGUGGGAUGAGACCUACCCUCUUUACCAGUCCCAAGAUUGCAUGUUUCUCGAUGCUGGCUUUCGAUGCAAUGAAAAUGGGAGGCCUGAUCAUUUCUACACCAAGUGGCGUUGGCAGCCCAAAGAUUGCAAUUUGCCCAGAUUUGACGGAAGAAUGAUGCUGGAAAAGCUGCGAGAUAGAAGGGUAGUGUUUGUUGGAGAUUCAAUUGGAAGAAACCAGUGGGAAUCCCUUCUUUGCAUGCUGUCUUCGGCCAUUCCUAAUAAAAGCUCAGUGUAUGAAGUGAAUGGGAGGCCCAUCACCAAGCAUUCGGGCUACUUGAUCUUCAAGUUUCCCGAUUUCAACUGCACCGUGGAGUACUACAGAGCCCCCUUCCUCGUCCUGCAGAGCCGCCCGCCUCCGGCCUCGCCCGAGAAGGUCAAGAUGACCCUAAAGCUCGACCAGAUGGAUUGGAACUCCGCCCACUGGAAGGGAGCAGAUGUGCUCGUUUUCAACACCGGCCAUUGGUGGAACUACGAGAAGACCAUCAGAGGGGGAUGUUACUUCCAAGAAGGGACGGAGAUCAAGAUGGAGAUGAGCGUGCAGGAAGCCUUUGAGAGGUCCAUCCGGACUGUGUCGGAGUGGAUAAGCCGGGAAGUGAAGUCGUCCAACACUCAUCUCAUCUUCCGAGCCUACGCUCCCGUGCAUUUCAGUAGGGGAGACUGGCAGCACGGCGGCACCUGCCAUCUGGAGACGCUGCCGGAUUUCACCACGCCGCCUUCAUCCCAACACUACACGGAGCUCAAAACGGUAGUGGAUGGCUUAUCGGAGCAUCUCGCAACUGGGAAAGUGGAGUUGCUCAAUGUAACACUGAUGACUUCUCAGAGAAAAGACGCCCAUUGUUCCCUCUAUUAUUACGGCGGCGGACCGGCUCCCAUCAACCGUCAAGACUGCAGCCAUUGGUGUCUGCCCGGUGUUCCUGAUUCCUGGAACCACCUCCUCUACGCUGCCUUCCUCAAACGACUCUACACCAAUUCAACAUAACAAAACCACAUACUACUUUUUGCAUACAAAUAUACGAUACACGCGGGGAGGGAAAAUUGUAUUUAGGGCUCCAAUUUUCAGCAAAUUGUAUAAAUCAAAGCUCUGAUUGUGUUCAUUGUUAUCGAGAGAGAGAUAAAAGGUACCAAAAUUACCCAA